UACUGGUCUAGCAUUAUGCUCGGCUUUCUAUCUUGUCUUCUGUUUUUGGUUGGAAUCAGCGAUUGCUUAGAAGAUGACUCCAGUAACAAUAUUACCUGCCCUAAUCCACCAGCAGAUAAUGCUACAUAUCCUCUACAGUUUGGUAGUAUGACUGGUAGCUAUUACUUUGCUGCUAGGAUCAAUUCUGACAAUGAAGACUUUAUCGAUUUUAAAUUAUCAGGUCAAGCAAAAGGAUGGGUAGCAGUGGGAUUUUCUGCUACCAGAGCAAUGUCUGCAAAUGACGUGUUUGGUUGUAAGAAAGACUCAAGUGGUUCCACAGUUUAUGCCCUCGAUACAUGGAAUCCAACAAAGCACUAUGCUUCCAAUGUACUCGAUGGCAGUCAAAAUGGUGUAUGCCAGUACCACACUGAGUACACCAAUGGACGGAUCAAUUGUGUAUUCAGUCAUUACAUUCAUGUCAUUAAUGAAGGCCAGGACUAUGACUUGAACCAGUCCCUUUAUCGAAUAUACUCAGCACUCAGUGAUAAAGGAGGGCCACAUUUGGAGCAUCUUCAUAAACACUCUUUCACUCCUAGCAUGACAUCAAAGAAAUCAAAUAUAAUUGAUGACAUUAAUAACAAUGGCACUAGUGGAACACCAAUCUGGCCUAGGAAAAUCCUCCUUAAAUGUCAUGGUAUAUUCAUGAUAACAUCGUGGCUAUUACUAGCUACAUCAGGUAUAUUCUUUGCUGCCUGGAUGAAACCAGUACUGCCUAAUGGAGAAUGGUUCAUAGCUCAUCGGAUACUAAUGAUAGUGUCACUCUUUGUUGGUAUGCUAGGAUUCAUGCUACCAUUCAUUGCUAACGCUCAGUAUGUGGUACCAGGAUUCCUCUAUUUUUCUGGACUUACGGCAGCUCAUUUUGUUAUUGGAGUUAUUGUCAUGACUCUCCAAAUAGCAAAUCCCAUUAUAGCUCUAUGUAGAUGCAAGCCUGAUAGUAAAAGGCGUUGGAUAUUUGUUCUCAUUCAUGGACACUUGACUGGAUACAUUGUCUUGCUGUUAGCAUUGGUAAACAUUGGCAUUGGAAUAUCUCUACUCCUUCAAGGGAACAUUGCAUUGAUAAUUUAUAUCAUUCUUGUGAUAUUGUAUCUGAUGAUUCAAGUUGGAGUCUUUGUUGCAACAACAGCCUUUGCAUAUCGUUAUGGUAAUGGAGAAGAUAAAAAGGAGUUGCUGCAUAGUCUCUUCAAAUAUAUGUAUUAUUUUAAGAAGGAUCCAUUAGACACAGGUUUCCCAAUGGAAGCAAAGAUCUGUGAAGAUCCAGAAGAAGAGAAAUUGGUCAAAAGCAACGAAGUCUCUGAGACUGAACUGAAGGCUAAAUUUAGAUUGUGUGGAUGGGGCUCAAUCAUACUGCAGAUGCUGUUCUUAUCACUGACUAUCACCGUGUUUGUUGCCAUCAUUGCAGUUUCAAAGUGACCCAAUGAUAUUAACUAUUAUUACAAACUGUUAUUAAUUCAUUCAUUCAUUCACAAUAUCAUUCAGUAUCAUUUAGAUCAACAGUAUAUAGUCUCAUUAAUAA
This is a messenger RNA of Amphimedon queenslandica, 1552 nucleotides long. Its product is annotated as putative ferric-chelate reductase 1. The record is from RefSeq and is a predicted model, not a curated record. The transcript is spliced from 12 exons. The coding region runs from base 16 to 1449 and encodes 477 amino acids. Lineage: Eukaryota; Metazoa; Porifera; Demospongiae; Haplosclerida; Niphatidae.